Messenger RNA from Striga hermonthica, 1035 nucleotides. The record is from the annotation of a GenBank genome assembly. NCBI's taxonomy places the organism in Eukaryota, Viridiplantae, Streptophyta, Magnoliopsida, Lamiales, Orobanchaceae.
AUGGCGUCUGCUACUGCACCCUCCACGCUCAGCCUCCCGCCACCGCACCACCAAGAUCUCCAUCGCCCCUCCGCCGCCACCUUCUCCCUAUGCUUCAGGAAGCCCUCGAAAGAGAACCCUUUCUACUUCUCCUCGCUCAAAACGUUCUUCUAUCCCUUGGUUCUACAGUCCGACAAUACCCGCUCGUCGAAAUCGCUCGUCGAUGCCGCGUUGGCUACCGAGACGGAGUUGGAUGAGGAGGCCGCUGAGCAGCAGCUAGAUGAUAGCGGAGCUGUUGCUGUCGUUACGAAGCCUAAAAAAGGCAAAGCUGCUUUGCCUUUGAAGAGGGAUAGGACAAGGUCCAAGAGAUUUUUGGAAAUUCAAAAGUUGAGAGAAAACAACCAGGAAUAUGACCUGAAUACAGCAAUAUCAUUGCUCAAGCAAAUGGCAAGCACAAAAUUUGUUGAAACGGCUGAGGCCCAUUUCCGCCUCAAUAUUGACCCAAAAUAUAAUGAUCAACAACUAAGGGCAACUGUAAAUCUGCCCAAAGGAACUGGUCAGAGUAUUAAAGUUGCUGUUCUCACACAAGGUGAAAAAUUCGACGAGGCAAAAAAUGCAGGAGCUGAUAUAGUUGGUGGAGAAGACUUGAUUGAACAGAUCAAAGGAGGAUUCAUGGAUUUUGAUAAAUUGAUUGCAACAUCCGAUAUGAUGCCUAAGGUUGCAAGUUUGGGAAAAAUUCUAGGACCUCGAGGACUAAUGCCAAAUCCUAAAGCCGGUACAGUGACUACAAACAUAGCACAGGCUAUAGGGGAAUUCAAGAAAGGGAAAGUUGAAUACCGAGCAGAUAAAACUGGGAUUGUUCACAUACCUUUUGGGAAGGCCGAUUUUUCAGAGGAAGAUCUUCUUGCAAACUUUCUUGCUGCAGUGAAAUCAGUAGAAGCUAACAGGCCAAAAGGAGCAAAAGGUGUUUUCUGGAGAAGGGCCCACAUAUGCUCAUCAAUGGGGCCUUCCAUUCGGUUGAACAUUAGGGAUAUGCUCGACUACAAUCUCCCUUGA